Molecule: messenger RNA, 33210 nt
Organism: Coregonus sp. 'balchen'
Lineage: Eukaryota; Metazoa; Chordata; Actinopteri; Salmoniformes; Salmonidae
Source: the annotation of a GenBank genome assembly
AUGGAGGACACUGAGCCCUACUCUCCUGAGCUCCUGGGGGCUAUGACCCGCCUGUGGUCGGACUCCGGCAUCCAGGAGUGCUUCAACCGCGCCCGAGAAUACCAGCUCAAUGACUCUUCCCAAUAGUGAGUACUACUCUACCUCUGCUGACCCCCACAGGAGGACCUAGUGCUGCAGGAUCAAUACAACUCUCAUUACUUUGCUCCAGUCAAUGAUAGUGUUUAUGGAUCACACAUACAUAAACAUCAUCCACUUACUACAUUCAUUGAUAUCCAUGUGUCAUUAGUCAUAUACAACAAAUAUGAAGCAACUUUUUUGUGUUUUAUAGACAAAGUGGUUUAUGAGGCCCAAAGUGAAUUGGUAAAUUUCUGUGCUAGGUUGAUGUAAAUCAAUUGGUAUCAAACACUUAUGUAUGAUCAGGGCCUAAAAUUAACAACCGCCACCCGCCAAAUGAAAACGCGUGUAGAUUUUGACAUUGGCGGGUAAGAUGUCUAUUUCACCAGUCACGUUGGCGGGUGGUCAGGUCUCCACAGUGCGAGCAUUUCACUUGCAUCUGUGAAUAAAAAUAGUCAAGUAUGAUGACAUUUAUAGCAAAAUAAAUACUGCAGUAACUGUUUUCAAAGUAUUUCUGCCGUUUUCUUUCAUAGCUGGUAAAUUCAUCGCACAAAGUCAAAGAACUACGAAUCCUAUAGCCUAUCCCACCUCGCGCUUCAACACUGCCUGGCAGGGGACUGUGCGCACGUGAAAAGCUGAGUGAAAGAUUCAUUUUUAGGUGCACUGCGCACAGGCAUAAAAGUCGGUCUAAUUUACUUGAAACUAAAGUCUACUGAAGUGAAACUUUGUCCUUGUGUUUCUUGGCUAUUUACAUUGUUUUGUUCACAAGCUAGGUUGUUUUUCAAUGUUUGAGUUUCAACUGCUAGGGAAGAAAAGACAAGGCAGCUACUAGUAAGGGGCUUCAGUCCAAACUCAAAGUAGACAGCCCUCGGCCCUAAACCCUCAGCCCUUGAAUAAUGUUUUACAUCUGAGUGUACCUUCAAUGUCCUUUGCCCAAGCAAGGGAGAGUGAUGUUUGGAGAGGCAACGUCCUUGUUGGAAAUCUUGAAGUUGAGCUUAAAAACAACCAACCUAUAGCUAUUAAUGUACCUAGCUAGCUAACGUAGCUAGCUAGCAAUCCUGUAAGGUAGCUAGCUACCCAUAGCUGGCAAGCUAGUUUUAUAGUUUGGUCAUUUAUUCCAAUACAUUUCAGAAUUCCCCAAAAUAUGUUUAUGAAGCUACCUUCGUUUUAUAGGGUCCGCACUACGAGACUAAGCCAAUUUGCCAACGCUAAAAUCAAUUAAAUGUAUAUAUCUUUUUUAACAAGCUAGCAUUAUAAUGUUGUCUGACAUGCCGAAAAUGCAGCCGUGUUGAUAAAAGUUGACACUUCGCAGCCACUGGAGUUUGACACGUGACUACAGUUUGCAUUGAAUUGUGGGUCAUAUCAACUCCACAAGUGAUCAAAGUUCUUCACUCGCUCUGUCGAGCUAAAUCGAGGGCCGAGGGGGCGACGUUUGUGAAUUGGACCACUUAAGAUGGCAAUCAAACCGCAUUCGGUUUCGACGGUGAUUCCCCCAAGAGAAAGUGGCUAGUGCGAGGGCUGAGGGGGUAAAAAUUAUGGGUUUGGACUGCAGCUACGCUCUCAAUCUCACAGGCACAAACAUGACUUGAGUCACGCUACCACGGUAUCCUCCCACCCUUAAAGGGGCAGGUGAAAAUGUUUGUCUCAUCUGUGAUAUUUUGGUUAAAAGACUCAGGUCAUAAAAUAUUAAAUGAAAUUAAACAAAAUACCACAUUACUUCUUACUAGUAAUAGAUUUAUUGUUUUUAGAAACAUUACAAAGCAUGCUCAUCUGUUUAUUUGUGUUUUGUUGGUGUAAUUUUAGCAAGACGUUUUUUUUUAAUUUUGGCUGGUAAAAUAUCUGAGUUGUUGGUAGAUUUUUUAAUCUACCUGCCACAGUGGCUGGUGGACCAAAAAGUAAAUUUUAGGCCCUGUGUCUGACUUAUUUGUGCACUUACACAACAACCCCAGCAGGACCUUGGUCAGCCCCCAGACAUGACUUAUUCAUUCUCCACCUGGUGUGGCCAUCUUCUCAUCCACCCCAUCCUCUUUCCACCAUCCCAGCGAACACAAUAUCAAUUAAUACUGCAUUAAAGGAAAAAUCCACCCAAAACCACUAAUUCCUAUAAUUUACAGUGUUACAUAACACUAAUAUGUGAGAACAAUAUUUUUUGGAACAAAUGUUUCAUUUUGUCAUUAUAAUAAGGUUGGUAGCGACGUGAAAAUUGUUGUGGAAAUCUGUUGCAGCUCAAGUCGACUACAAAACCCACAAUGCAAUUCUGUCUCUAUGGACUGGCUAGCAAACGUAGCUACACACAAUAAUACCAAAGUCAGUAGCUAGUUAGCUGUAAAAUCGCCUAAACAAGCUGCGCUAUCAAUUUAGGAGUCUACAAUCUCACCAUGUUCAACCUGUAUGUGCCUCACAGAGUGGAGUCUGGCAUUUGCAAUGGCACCAUGCAAUGCACCCUGGACUGAAGAGGCAGACAAAUAGGAGAAAUGUGUAAAGGCGUCAGCAUGCUUCAGUUCGGCUGGUGGCUAGCCAAAGUCGCCUAGGCGAACCGAACGAGUGUAUUCGCAUACUACUUAAAAGACCUUUGCUUGAAAAACGAAAAUAAAGUGGCAAUAGUACUGUUUGUCCAUUUUGAGACGCCAUAGCCAGUAAACACUUCCUCAAAAUAGUCAGAAUGAAUCUAAGAUAACUUAAGAAAUCUUUGUUGUGUGCACGAAAACGAGUCUCUCAUUAAAUGACAACAAAGGCUUUACUGAAGAAUUCCUACUGUUGACCAGUCACCGACAAAGGGGCAUAGACUUGGGCUACCGACUUGGGCUUGCCCCAAAAAAUAUAUUGUGUGCCCAAACAACCCCAAAAAACCUUACUGAAGUCCUAAAGUGUUUCGGCUGGGAAGCAUGCGGACGACAUUAGAACCUCUGUUAAAUUACACAUUUCAUGGCUAGCUGUGCCACUAGAGAUCCUGGUUCGAGUCCAGGCUCUGUCGCAGCCGGCUGUGACCGGGAGACCCAUGGGGCGUCGCACAAUUGGAUAUUCUUGUCCCAUCGCGCACUAGUGACUCCUGUGGCUGGCUGGGCGCAGUGCACGCUGACACAGUCGCCAGGUGUAUGGUGUUUCCUCCGACACAUUGUGUCAAGAAGCAGUGCGGCUCGGCUGGGUUGUAUUUCGGAGGACGCAUGUCUCGACCUUCGCCUCUCCCGAGUCCGUACGGGAGUUGCAGCGAUGGGACAAGACUGUAACUACCAAUUGGAUCCCACGAAAUUGGGGAGAAAAAAGGGUUUAAAAAUAACACUAAGAAAAUACCCAAAAAAAGACAAAUACAAAAUUAGACAUUUCUUGAGGUAGGAAUAUCGCAAAAAUAUGAUCAAUGGCUCAUUCAAGAGACGACAACCUACCGCAUUAUGACAACCGCCAGUAUUGAAAUCUGACAUGUACGAUGGACGUUUUUGCAAUCUAAAAGUCGUAUUCCUAUUAAUUUCCAGUGCGGCUUUAUCUCAGUGCUACGUCAUACCGGCCAAAUUUCUGCCUGCUUUAACGGCGAUAUCUCAGAUACACAUGAAAACAUGUAUUGACCCAGGGAAUCGAUAGAACAUCGCUCAGAGAUGCACAAAAACAAUAUAACAUUCAAAAUGGAUUAAUCUUUACUUUAAGUACAAAGAAUCAAACAUUCAAAGGCAGAUGUCUUUAUGAGUGUGGUGGUUCAGUAAGUAAAUAAUCUCAGGGUUGGGGAGUAACGGAUGACAUGUAAUCCGUUACAAGUAACUGAUUACAUUGUUUUUACUGUAAUCUGUUACGUUACCAGCAAAACUAUGGUAAUCAGAUAACAGAUACUUUUGAAAAACUAGAUGAUUACUUCUAGGAUUACUCUUAAUUUCAGAAAAUUAUUUGACACCUUUCUGUUUUCUCAAUGACAUUCAAAUCAGCAUUGAAAAAAGGCACAAGUUUAAGUUUGUUUCCGCCUAAGCGAGUCUGACCACAAAUCAGAGACCACUAUGAUGACACACCAAAUGUGUUUGAUGGAUUGCGGGAAAAGAGCAGGAAUAGGCUUUUGUAGGCUACAGUCCAAGCUAUGUCUUCCAAUGGUGCAACUGCUGUAGGCAUCCAAAGAUUAUCCAACUUGAAUAAACGCUUGGAGGUAAGAACGACAGCAGUGAUGUAGCCUGCAGGCAGUGCGAUAUGGAUAUCACUUAUUAUUGAUGCCUACAUAGCGCAUUGAUUUGAAUCACACUACUGCUCUCUCAUUUACCUAUUUGCGCCUUACUGAUUGUGUUUGUUGUGGAUGGCUGUUAACCCAAUAAUGGUUGAAUUGAAGAAGCUUAAGCUGCGAUUGUUUUUGCGACCAAUGAACAGCCAGUUAAAAAUGCACUCCUGCUAGAGCUGCAUAGUGCAUAUCCCAAUCUUGAAAAAAAAAAUUUUACUGUUUGAGGGAGUUCCUCCCUUCUAAACUCCUCCGUGGUAUUGUGCUCCAUACUGUCAAAAACACGUUUCAUUUAAGAAGACCACGAGUAGGGCUUUUAUUGCUCAAUCUCAUUCGUGCUGAUUCAAAAUAAAUGUCCAUAGUCCUAACGGACACAUGCUCAAACUCGCACACUUUUGAUAGACUUGAACAGCUGCAAAUUAUCGAGAUAUCAAAGUGUCACCAACAAAAACGUAAACAAUAGGCCUAGAGCAAAUGCAGCAUAUGGCAUCAAUACAUUUUUCACAUGCAAAUAGCACUUGGGGUUCAAAGCAUGCCAUUCCAUGAGAGCAGCAUUUAUUUUUCAACUCAACGCAAUGAACCCAAUCAGUCCUCCAUGACAACAAAAUAAACAACAGAGUAGGCUAAUAAGUCCUUAGCUGACUAAACUCAACUCCAUGGUAGUCAGCUAAUGUCCUUAGUUUUUGGGUUAUGCUCAUGUAAAACAAUUAGGCUAAUCUAUAUUUCCAUAUUUCCAUGUCCUAUUCUUGAAGAUCAAGGAGUAUUAAAUUAUUGGAAUUACUGGAAAUCUUAGACUUUGGUUUUUAAUGUAAAGAUAUAGCCUAAUUGUAUUAUCUGUAGUAGAAAGCAAUGGGUUAGAAGAAGCCUACUGUACAUAAACAACCCAUAAAGCAAAAUGCAACAUCCAUUUAUGGCCAGCUAUGUAAACUCUAACAUUGAUUUAUCCUGCAAUAGAUGUCAUUCAAUUGGUAAUAUUCAUUUUUGUCUUCUUCUAAUGCCUUAAGGGGAAAGUAAUCUAAAAGUAACAAAGUAAUCAGAUUACAUUACAGAGCUUGGGUAAUCCAAAAGUUAUGUUACUGAUUACAAUUUUGGACAGGUAACUGUAACGGAUUACUUUUAGAAAGUAACCUACCCAACCCUGAGGACGGGUGUGGAGAACAACCGCGUGUAGCGCAGCAGUGAUACACCGUGACAGUGUAGACAGGAGCAGGACAGCGAGAGAAUGAUUAAAGGACAUAGCCUGUAAGUCGCUCUGGAUAAGAGCGUCUGCUAAAUGACUAAAAUGUAAAUGUAAAAUAGCCAGUAGCGAGUUGCUCAGCUCCUCUGAGGUGGCUUAAGCCCAUAGUAUUGCAUUCCUGAGAAAAUUCAUUUUCUUUCCAUCCACAAUAUAUUAGUGUGUCCUGCAAAAGGUCACGAAACACAUUUAUUUCACAUUUACAUGGAACUCAAUUAAUUGUGUUGUAAAUGUCAUAGCAUUUAGGAAUGAUGUUUGAUUACUGGUAGUCCAGUAUUUCGCCCAGGAACUUGACACACCAUGCAGAACUUGACAUGUCUGGCACGAUCAUGUUAUCUUAGAUAAGAUUCGGUUUUGUCCGGAUCUACAUUAUAGAAACGUUGCAUAACACUUUAAGGUGUAUAUGUCUAUCAAUGUCUUUUGAUGUAUGAAAGCAGCCCACAUGACAUGUAGAUUUAAGAGUCAUGGCACCCAGAGCAGUCUCUCUCGCUCUCUCUCUCUCUGUCUCUCUCUCUCGCUCUCUCUCUCGCUCUCUCUCUCGCUCUCUCUCUCUCUCUCUCAAUUUAAGGGCUUUAUUGGCAUGGGAAACAUAUGUUUACAUUGCCAAAGCAGGUGAAAUAGCUAAUAAAUAAAAGUGAAAUAAACAAUAAAUUAACAGUAAACAUUACACUCACAAAAGUUACAAAAGAAUGAAGACAUUUCAAAUGUCAUAUUAUGUCUAUAUACAGUGUUGUAAUGAUGUGCAAAUAGUUAAAGUACAAAAGGGAAAAUAAAUAAACAUAAAUAUAGGUUGUAUUUACAAUACAUUUACAUUUACAUUUUAGUCAUUUAGCAGACGCUCUUAUCCAGAGCGACUUACAGGAGCAAUUAGGGUUACGUGCCUUGCUCAAGGGCACAUUUACGUCAUUUAGCAGACGCUCUUAUCCAGAGCGACUCACCAAUUGGUGCGUUCACCCUAUAGCCAGUGGGAUAACCACUUUACAAUUUUGGGGGGGGUAGAAGGAUUACUUUAUCCUAUCCCAGGUAUUCCUUAAAGAGGUGGGGUUUCAAAUGCCUCCGGAAGGUGGUGAGUGACUCCGCUGUCCUGGCGUCGUGAGGGAGCUUGUUCCACCAUUGGGGUGCCAGAGCAGCGAACAGUUUUGACUGGGCUGAGCGGGAACUAUGCUUCCGCAGAGGAAGGGGAGCCAGCAGGCCAGAGGUGGAUGAACGCAAUGCCCUCGUUUGGGUGUAGGGACUGAUCAGAGCCCGAAGGUACAGAGGUGCCGUUCCCCUCACUGCUCCAUAGGCAAGCACCAUGGUCUUGUAGCGGAUGCGAGCUUCAACUGGAAGCCAGUGGAGUGUGCGGAGGAGGGGGGUGACGUGAGAGAACUUGGAAAGGUUGAACACCAGACGGGCUGCGGCAUUCUGGAUGAGUUGUAGGGGUUUAAUGGCACAGGCAGGGAGGCCAGCCAACAGCGAGUUGCAGUAGUCCAGACGGGAGAUGACAAGUGCCUGGAUUAGGACCUGUGCCGCUUCCUGUGUAAGGCAGGGUCGUACUCUCCGAAUGUUGUAGAGCAUGAACCUGCAGGAGCGGGUCACCGCCUUGAUGUUGGCGGAGAACGACAGGGUGUUGUCCAGGGUCACGCCUAGGCUCUUCGCACUCUGGGAGGAGGACACAGCGGAGUUGUCAACCGUGAUGGCGAGAUCAUGGAACGGGCAGUCCUUCCCCGGGAGGAAGAGCAGCUCCGUCUUGCCAGGGUUCAGCUUGAGGUGGUGAUCCGUCAUCCAUACUGAUAUGUCUGCCAGACAUGCAGAGAUGCGAUUCGCCACCUGGUUAUCAGAAGGGGGAAAGGAGAAGAUUAGUUGUGUAUCGUCAGCGUAGCAAUGAUAGGAGAGGCCAUGUGAGGAUAUGACAGAGCCAAGUGACUUGGUGUAUAGGGAGAAAAGGAGAGGGCCUAGGACUGAGCCCUGGGGGACACCAGUGGUGAGAGCACGUGGUGCGGAGACAGCUUCUCGCCACGCCACUUGGUAGGAGCGACCGGUCAGGUAGGACGCAAUCCAGGAGUGAGCCGCGCCGGAGAUGCCCAGCUCGGAGAGGGUGGAGAGGAGGAUCUGAUGGUUCACAGUAUCAAAGGCAGCAGACAGGUCUAGAAGGACAAGAGCAGAGGAGAGAGAGUUAGCUUUAGCAGUGCGGAGAGCCUCCGUGACACAGAGAAGAGCAGUCUCAGUUGAAUGACCAGUCCUGAAACCUGACUGGUUUGGAUCAAGAAGGUCAUUCUGAGAGAGAUAGCAAGAGAGUUGGCUAAAGACGGCACGCUCAAUAGUUUUGGAAAGAAAAGAAAGAAGGGAUACUGGUCUGUAGUUGUUGACAUCAGUGGGAUCGAGUGUUGGUUUCUUGAGAAGGGGAGCAACUCUCGCUCUCUUGAAGACGGAAGGGACAUGGCCAGCGGUCAAGGAUGAGUUGAUCAGCGAGGUGAGGUAGGGGAGAAGGUCACCGGAGAUGGUCUGGAGAAGAGAGGAGGGGAUGGGGUCAAGCGGGCAGGUUGUUGGGCGGCCUGCAGUCACAAGUCGCAGGAUUUUAUCUGGAGAGAGAGGGGAGAAAGAAGUCAAAGCAUAGGGUAGGGCAGUGUGAGUAGGACCAGCAGUGUCAUUAGACUUAACAAACGAGGAUCGAAUGUCGUCAACCUUCUUUUCAAAGUGGUUGACGAAGUCAUCCACAGAGAGAGAGGAGGGGGGGGGCGGGGGGGGGGGAGGAUUCAGGAGGGAGGAAAAUGUGGCAAAGAGCUUCCUAGGGUUAGAGGCAGAUGCUUGGAAUUUAGAGUGGUAGAAAGUGGCCUUAGCAGCAGAAACAGAUGAAGAAAAUGUAGAGAGGAGGGAGUGAAAAGAUGCCAGGUCGGCAGGGAGUUUAGUUUUCUUCCAUUUCCGCUCCGCUGCCCGGAGCUCUGUUCUGUGAGCUCGCAAUGAGUCAUCAAGCCACGGAGCUGGAGGGGAGGACCGAGCCGGCCGGGAGGAUAGGGGACACAGAGAGUCAAAGGAUGCAGAAAGGGAGGAGAGGAGGGUUGAGGAGGCAGAAUCAGGAGAUUGGAGGGAGAAGGAUUGAGCAGAGGGAAGAGAUGAUAGGAUGGAAGAGGAGAGAGUAGUGGGAGAGAGAGAGCGAAGGUUGCGGCGGCGCAUUACCAUCUGUGUAGGGGCAGAGUGAGUAGUGUGGGAGGAGAGCGAGAGAGAAAAGGAAACAAAGUAGUGGUCGGAGACAUGGAGGGGAGUUGCAGUGAGAUUAGUAGAAGAGCAGCAUCUAGUAAAGAUGAGGUCAAGCGUAUUGCCUGCCUUGUGAGUAGGGGGGGACGGUGAGAGGGUGAGGUCAAAAGAGGAGAGAAGUGGAAAGAAGGAGGCAGAGAGAAAUGAGUCAAAUGUGGACAUAGGGAGGUUGAAAUCCCCCAAAACUGUGAGGGGUGAGCCAUCCUCAGGAAAGGAACUUAUCAAGGCGUCAAGCUCAUUGAUGAACUCUCCAAGGGAACCUGGAGGGCGAUAGAUGACAAGGAUAUUAAGCUUAAAUGGGCUAGUGACUGUGACAGCAUGGAAUUCAAAUGAGGAGAUAGACAGAUGGGUUAGGGGAAAAAUUGAGAAUGUCCACUUGGGAGAGAUGAGGAUUCCUGUGCCACCACCCCUCUGACCAGAUGCUCUCGGGGUAUGCGAGAACACAUGGUCAGAUGAGGAGAGAGCAGUAGGAGUAGCCGUGUUUUCAGUGGUAAUCCAUGUUUCCGUCAGCGCCAGGAAGUCGAGGGACUGGAGAUUAGCAUAGGCUGGGAUGAAGUCAGCUUUGUUGGCAGCAGAACGGCAGUUCCAGAGGCUGCCUGAGACCUGGAACUCCAGGUGUGGGGUGCGUGCAGGGACCACCAGGUUAGAGAGGCAGCAGCCACGCGGUGUGGGGCGUUUGUGUAGCCUGUGCGGAGAGGAGAGAACAGGGAUAGGCAGAGGCAUAGUUGACAGGCUGCAACAGAUGGCUACAAUAAUGCAGAGGAGAUCGGGAUGAAAUGAACUGAACAUCAGGGAAAGGAGAGAGCAGGCCUCCCUCACCAAAAAAAAUAAUAAAUAUAUAACUCUCCCAACUUCCACCUCAGAAACUAUAAUUGUUUCACUGAACCACCCGAAUAAAACUCUCCCAACUUCCACUUUAGAAAUUAGAAUUGUUGUAAGCUACAGCAGACUGUUAUCAGUAGCUGUAAUUAAGUACAGCAGCUACCAACCACCUAACGUUAAUGCCUCGGAUGAGGUUAGAAAAACAGCUGAAUGGUAGCAGCUAGCUGGCUCAAUCACAGGUACUCUCAAGCAUGAAAUAACAUUGGAAACAGCUAACCACAGUUGCUAAAAGUUACCGGUAGCUACCCUCUAGCUAGCUAGCUUUGUUGGUCCAGGUAGUGGGUAAGCUAGCCUCGUGCUUCGCCUGGGCUCCGCCGAAUAAAAAUCCUUACCUACAAUAAUUACCUACAAUAAUAACCUACAAUAACUACCGGAGUAAGCUACCUAUAAUACCAAACUACAAUACCUACCUACAAUCUAAAUACAUGGUUUAAGCUUAACUCAACACCAUAUAAGAAGCCAAGCUUACCUUUCAUAACGCAGCAAUGAUUAAACGUUGGGUAGCUAGCACAAAGAUAUUGUAUUUAGCUACCACAGCCUGCUGGUAGUGUUGGCUAGCUAGCAAUGGCUACUGUGUUGACUUUGUUUGAAAAACGGCGUCGCUGUGAGCGAAUGUAGCUGGCUAAAAGGAUAUUGUUUUUAGUUGCUACCGUUGCUAAUAGCAACUCGCCAGCUAAUCCAGGAGGUGAGUUAGCGAGCUAGCUUCGUGCUACAUCCGGCACCGCCGAAUACAAAAGUAACCUACAAUAACUACACAACAGCUACCCGCAACAGCCCACGAUGCCUACCUAUACUACUUAAUAAUAUACAGCCCACGAUGCCUACCUAUAGUACCUAACUACAAUCUAAAUACAUAGUUUAAGCCUUACUCGACAAAGCCCAAGCUAUGUAUAAAGCCAAACUGGCAGACUGCAAUCAGUAGCCGAAAUUAGGUACAGCAGCUACCGACCACCUAACGUUAAUGAUAAUGAGGUUAGAAAAAACAGCUGAAGGUGGCAGCUAGCUGGCUCAAUAUGGUGUUUGUUCUUCACUGGUUGCCCUUUUCUUGUGGCAACAGGUCACAAAUCUUGCUGUUGUGAUUGCACACUGUGGUAUUUCACCCAAUAGAUAUGGGAGUUUAUCCAAAUUGGAUUUGUUUUCAAAUUCUUUGUGGGUCUGUGCAAUCUGAGGGAAAUAUGUGUCUCUAAUAUGGUCAUACAUUUGGCAGGAAGUUAGGAAGUGCAGCUCAGUUUCCACCUCAUUUUGUGGGCAGUGUGCACAUAGCCUGUCUUCUCUUGAGAGCCAGGUCUGCCUUCGGCGGCCUUUCUCAAUAGCAAGGCUAUGCUCACUGAUUCUGUACAUAGUCAAAGAUUUCCUUAAUUUUGGGACAGUCACAGUGGUCAGGUAUUCUGCCACUGUGUACUCUCUGUUUAGGGCCACAUAGCAUUCUAGUUUGCUCUGUUUUUUGUAAAUUCUUUCCAAUGUGUCAAGUAAUUAUCUUUUUGUUUUCUCUUGAUUUAGUUGGGUCUAAUUGUGUUGCUGUACUGGGGCCAUGGUAGUCAGCUAAUAUCCUUCGUUUUUGGGUUAUGCUCAUGUAAAACAAUUUGGCUAAUCUAUAUUUCCAUGUCCUAUUCUUGAAGAUCAAGGAGUAUUAAAUUAUUGGAAUUACUGGAAAUCUUAGACUUUGGUUUUUAAUGUAAAGAUAUAGCCUAAUUGUAUUAUCUGUAGUAGAAAGCAAUGGGUUAGAAGAAGCCUACUGUACAUAAACAACCCAUAAAGCAAAAUGAAACAUCCAUUUAUGGCCAGCUAUGUAAACUCUAACAUUGAUUUAUCCUGCAAUAGAUGUCAUUCAAUUGGUAAUAUUCAUUUUUGUCUUCUUCUAAUGCCUUAAGGGGAAAGUAAUCUAAAAGUAACAAAGUAAUCAGAUUACAUUACAGAGCUUGGGUAAUCCAAAAAUUAUGUUAUUGAUUACAAUUUUGGACAGGUAACUGUAACGGAUUACUUUUAGAAAGCAACCUACCCAACCCUGAGGACGGGUGUGGAGAACAACCGCGUGUAGCGCAGCAGUGAUACACCGUGACAGUGUAGACAGGAGCAGGACAGCGAGAGAAUGAUUAAAGGACAUAGCCAGUAGCGAGUUGCUCAGCUCCUCUGAGGUGGCUUAAGCCCAUAGUAUUGCAUUCCUGAGAAAAUUCAUUUUCUUUCCAUCCACAAUAUAUUAGUGUGUCCUGCAAAAGGUCACGAAACACAUUUAUUUCACAUUUACAUGGAACUCAAUUAAUUGUGUUGUAAAUGUCAUAGCAUUUAGGAAUGAUGUUUGAUUACUGGUAGUCCAGUAUUUCGCCCAGGAACUUGACACACCAUGCAGAACUUGACAUGUCUGGCACGAUCAUGUUAUCUUAGAUAAGAUUCGGUUUUGUCCGGAUCUACAUUAUAGAAACGUUGCAUAACACUUUGAGGUGGAUAUGUCUAUCAAUGUCUUUUGAUGUAUGAAAGCAGCCCACAUGACAUGUAGAUUUAAGAGUCAUGGCACCCAGAGCAGUCUCUCUCGCUCUCUCUCUCUCUGUCUCUCUCUCUCUCUCUCUCUCUCUCUCUCUCUCUCUCUCUCUCUCUCUCUCUCUCUCUCUCUCUCUCUCUCUCAAUUUAAGGGCUUUAAUGGCAUGGGAAACAUAUGUUUACAUUGCCAAAGCAGGUGAAAUAGAUAAUAAAUAAAAGUGAAAUAAACAAUAAAUUAACAGUAAACAUUACACUCACAAAAGUUACAAAAGAAUGAAGACAUUUCAAAUGUCAUAUUAUGUCUAUAUACAGUGUUGUAAUGAUGUGCAAAUAGUUAAAGUACAAAAGGGAAAAUAAAUAAACAUAAAUAUAGGUUGUAUUUACAAUGGUGUUUGUUCUUCACUGGUUGCCCUUUUCUUGUGGUAACAGGUCUCAAAUAUUGCUGCUGUGAUUGCACACUGUGGUAUUUCACCCAAUAGAUAUGGGAGUUUAUCAAAAUUGGAUUUGUUUUCGAAUUCUUUGUGGGUCUGUGCAAUCUGAGGGAAAUAUGUAUCUCUAAUAUGGUCAUACAUUUGGCAGGAAUUUAGGAAGUGCAGCUCAGUUUCCACCUCAUUUUGUGGGCAGUGUGCACAUAGCCUGUCUUCUCUUGAGAGCCAGGUCUGCCUUCGGCUAUGUACUGAUUCUGUACAUAGUCAAAGAUUUCCUUAAUUUUGGGUCAGUCACAGUGGUCAGAUAUUCUGCCACUGUGUACUCUCUGUUUAGGGCCAAAUAGCAUUCUAGUUUGCUCUGUUUUUUUGUAAAUUCUUUCCAAUGUGUCAAGUAAUUAUCUUUUUGUUUUCUCAUGAUUUGGUUGGGUCUAGUUGUGUUGCUGUCCUGGGGCUCUGUGGGGUCUGUUUGUGUCUGUGAACAGAGCCCCAGGACCAGCUUGCUUAGAGGGCUCUUCUCCAGGUUAAUUUCUCUGUAGGUGAUGGCUUUGUUAUGGAAGGUUUGGGAAUCGCUUCCUUUUAGGUGGUUGUAGAAUUUAACAGCUCUUUUCUGGAUUUUGAUAAUUAGCGGGUAUCGGCCUAAUUCUGCUCUGCAUGCAUUAUUUGGUGUUUUACAUUGUACACAGAGGAAAUUUCAGUUUGGUGUUUGUCCCAUUUUUGAAUUCUUGGUUGGUGAGUGGACCCCAGACCUCACAACCAUAAAGGGCAAUGGGUUCUAUAAAUGAUUCAAGUAUUUUUAGCCAGAUCCUAAUUGGUAUGUCAAAUUCUAUGUUCCUUUUAAUGGCAUAGAAGGCCCUUCUUGUCUUUCGCAGCUUUGUGGAAGUUACCUGUGGCGCUAAUGUUUAGGCCGAGAUAUGUAUCGUUUUUUGUGUGUUCUAGGGCAUCGGUGUCUAGAUGGAAUUUGUAUUCAUUUUUUGGAACACCAUUAUUUUUGUCUUAUUGAAAUAUACAGUCAGGGCCCAGAUAUAUUUCUCGCUCUCUCUCGCUCUCUCUCGCUCUCUCUCGCUCUCUCGCUCUCUCUCUUUACCACAAACUUUGCCAGAGGCCCAUCAGAUAAGUUGUAAUCAUGUGUGGCUCAUCCCCACUCCCUGGCUGUGCUUGGGCCCAGCCCUACCAUGCCGCUCUGAACUGUGGUGUGGUUCCGGGAAUCAAGGGCGAAAUUGUGUGUGUGUGCAAUUUUUAUUUUGAAAGCACAGUAUAAGUGGAAGUCCCCCCAACCCCAAAAAACAUGAAAAUAUAUAUAUUUUUGAGGGGGAAACAGAUUUUCUGUAGAAAAACAGCUAACUUUCUGAAGUUCUACACAUUUUGCCAUGGGGCAGAGUGAAAAAUGUGUUUUUUACAGAUUAUGUUAUGCUAUUUUUCAAAUUUCGCCAUGAGAAUGACAGAAAUUGUUGCAGUUUUAAAGCGAAUUUCCUGCUACUCUAAACAUUUUGCAAUGAGGCUGAGAGAAAAUGUUAGUUUUAAAGUAACUGUCCAGUGAAAAUCGUGCUUUUAAAAGUUCAUUCUGUUAACUCAUACCUAAAUAAUGUUGUUGACUUAUCCUACACUCGUAUUUGUGGCCGAAGCAUAAAUAGGAGAACACUUCAAAAACCCCACCUUAAACUUGAAUCUCAAACAGACCGUUUAAAAAAUGCUUGCAUCCUGAGGAGGAUGAGCUGGCCAAUCAACGGUCUACUCGCAUUAAUAUUUUUUAUGAUCGGUAUACGCCCACACCAUUCUGUUGUUGGGGUAUGCCCAUGCCAUUCCAACACAGAAAAACUGCUUUUUAACAUACUUAAUUACAAUUUUUUUAGAAGGAAAACUAUUUCACUCAUAUUGUAAUUCAUUAUAGGUCAUAUUUCAUAGGAAUCUGGAAACACUGGGCAGUUACUUUAAAGGUCGACUUUGGGCAAAGACGCAAAAAUAACGGCUUUAAAAAUGUAUAACUGAUCAAUGCAUCAUCAAACCAGGUCAUUUAAUGCUUACAUUUUUUUUAUGAAUAAGAUAUUUGGCUACAGAAAUGCAAUUUCUUACCCAUCUCUACAGCUUCCGUCCAAAAACAGAUCCGGUGAAAUGACGUCAACACAUACUGGAGGAGUUACUGGAUAGCUACAAGUGGCUAGCUUAGCCAACGAACUAGCUGACACAUCGAUUAACCACCCCAUUAAUGUUGAAAAAUUGAGAAAGAGGAGGAGUUGGACUGUUUUUUUGUGCCCAAAGCUGAGCGUUAAAGCACAUUUCCUGCAAUUCUACACAUUUUACCAUUGCUUAUCACUUGUUCAUAUGCUAUCUGGGGGGCCUCAAACCAAAACAUUUAUGAAUAAUAUUUUACUCAUAUUGUCAUUCUAAUAUGAAGAGUUACUCAUAUUUAUUUUAAAUAAAUUAUUGGGGGGAUGAAUCAACCUGUUCUGACAUGGCCCCCAUCCCCCGUGGCAAUUUCGCCUAUGCCAAGAAUCUUCCAACUGGAAUUUUGGGGAAACCAGAGAAUUUAUUGAAAGCUUUCAGAAUUUUGCAACCCUAGGUAUACCACAGGACACUUAGUUCUCUCUGUUUUCUCUGUUCUCUUUCAGUCCUCUACAUUCUGAUCUCUCUCUUUUCUGUGAAUCGCUCUCUUUAGCGCCACCUCUUUCCUUGCUAUGUCCCUCCCCUUGAUCUCACCAACUCCUUUCUUUCCCGCCACAUCAACCAUCCCUGCUCCCCUCCCUCUCUCCUUUCCUCCCUCUCUCCUCCCUCUCCAACACCAGCCUGUGGAGUGAUUGGAAGCAGCCGACAGCAGGCUUGGUGCUGAGAGAUUUUGCCAUGCAGAGCACUCAAGCUGGACGAUGAGGAGGAGGGGAAAAGGGGAGAGGACGUAUGGUGUGUGUGGGAGGGAGUUACUGGCAGGGAGCCAUAGUAAUAAGGGACAGAUAUGAGUCCCCUAUACAAAGAGAGCCCCCUCCUACGCACCCCGCCUCUACACCACUUGAACAGACCCCAGAUGACCCAGUCUUAUCCUCCCAUCAUAGAUAGACCAGCAUAGAUAGAACCUCAUCACUAUUCAUCUUGCUAGGGAGAGCAUGACGGUCACAGCACCACUGGGUUGCAGAGCCACAGGGCUGCUAUAUUUUCAUGACAUAUUACAUCAGAUACCAGACCUCAAAUCCCCAAGAAUUCCCUUGGGAUUUUAUUCAUCGUAUUAGUCACUGGUGGACAAUAUGGAUGUUAGUUUCAUGAACUCCAGUAAAUAUUUCAAGGGAGGUUUGGCUGGAAGAUAAGUCAGAAAUAUUAUUUAAUUCAAGAGCACGCUGAUAUCCAGUUGGAUAGAGAUGUUAAUUGUGUCAUAGCAGAGGAGUAAACACACUUAGACACGUUCUGCUGCUUACUCCUCAUUGGAUCGUGCUUUUUCUGUUCCAAAGUGAACGACAAUGAAACUAUGACACUAUUGAAUGAGACUAGACUGUACAAGUUACCACUCACAGUCCUUUAUGGAAAUCCCUCUUAUAGAGCGAGCUGAAAUUUGCAUUGGCAGUUUUAAUUUGAUGAUAAACAAUACAUCAUAAUGGGGAGAGAGGCAAGACAAACACAGAUAGGAGGAAUGGAAGAUAGAGGAAGAAAGGAGAGAGAGAACAAAUCAGUGACGGACAAAGAGGGGAGAGACAGAGAGGGUGGCAGAGGAGAAUGUGCUACCUUGGAAUAUUGAAUGUAAAUGCAAGGAGAAGCUGAAGGCUGUAUCCUAUAUACUCCUCAUAUGUUGUUUAUGCUCUUUUGGUUUACAAGAAGUACUUCCAGAGGGGAAAUGUGCUUUUUGUUACGGCUGGUUGAUAUGUUGUAAAAACUGAUAUUGUGGUAUGAAUAAGAUGUGCAUGAUGUGGCCAGAAUCAAACAUUCAUAGACUGGAAUGACUGUAACCCCAGUUGUGUUGAUGUCGCCCCCUGGAUGCAGUGAGGUUUACUUCAUCUCUCUGCGCAGGUGGGCUGGCCUGUUAUGGCAGGGCAGGGUGAAUCCACUCUAUGGAGUAGUUUCAUCUGGGUUCAAAUGGCCAUGUCAGUGUGAGCUUUGGACACACUUUGUAGAGAUGUGACAUCUCAUUCCACUUCCAGCAGUUGCAUCAUAGGUCUCCCCCACUGCUCUUCCUCUAUCUCCCUGGCCUGCCUCCAUCCUCUCUUUCUUUCUUUCUUUCUUUCUUUCUUUCUUUCUUUCUUUCUUUCUUUCUUUCUUUCUUUCUUUCUUUCUUUCUUUCUUUCUUUCUUUCUUUCUUUCUUUCUUUCUUUUUUUUUCUUCUUUCGUUCUCCCUGAGUCAUUGUGUCUGCCUCCCUCCUUAUAUUGUGGACAGGGAGGCAGUACUGUGGACACAGCACAGGUUUUUUAGGCACUAAUGUUAAUGAGCUGCAUUAGUUCUGGGCAGCCUGCCACCCAAACAGAGAGCUUGGCAACGGAUGCAGCACAUUUACCACUGAACAUCGGCUUGUGUUAAUCAUUUAUCAAUCAUUUCACGUGUACACACAUUUAAAAGCAUUCAGCAACAUACUGUACUGCGGCUCCAUGCAGUGUAGGGUUGUGUUGUGCAGUGUAAGUGCCCCCCUCAGUGGGUUGUGUCACCAGGCCUGUGGCCAGGGUGGAAUGUUCACACACUGCUGCUGAAUACUGCAGCUACCCAGCGAAGCCUCACAGCUCUCAACUGGACACAGAUCAGUGAAUGACACCAUUACACAUAAAACACAGAUGAAGGGAGAGAAGAUGUUUGUAUGUGAUAUGUGUGUGCCGUGCCAGUUUAAGUGUACUGUGUGUCCAGUGUCCUCUCUACCACACUACUGGGUGCUGACUGUUGGUUAAUCAUGGGUGUGAUUUAUGAUCCUCUCUCCACACGGAGGGAGCGACAGCUUGUUUUUCCUGGGAUGUCGUCAUUGUCUAUUUUCCCUAUAUUGAUUGUCUCCUGCAUGUGGAGCAGUAGAUUUGCACCUAGUCCUAAGCAAUCCCAACUGCUCUAGCUGAUGUUGGCCUAUUGCUCAAAAUAUAGCAUAGUAUUUCCUGUCCAAAAUGUCCAUGAUUGCCCUCGUAACUGAAGUGCAAUGCUCCAGCCCUUCAGAUUCAAAUGUCAGGUUGUCAUUAUAAUAUUUUUUAUCAGUCCCUUAUCUAGUCCUCGGGGGAGUAGGCCAGACUACUCUCUCUCCAAUCAAUGAUUUUAAUCAAUUAAUUUAGUUCUGUGGUGCAAUGAAAACCAGUGUGCACCUAUAGCCCCAGAAUUACACAGAGGCCCUGUUUCAGUCCUUAAAGUUUAAAACAGAGUUCAAUGCAUUGAUCCUAACUGGCCUCUGUCUCUCCUCAGCUACCUAGACAGUUUAGACCGGAUCGGUGCACCUGACUACCAGCCCACAGAGCAGGACAUCCUCAGAACCCGAGUCAAGACCACUGGCAUUGUAGAAACUCACUUCGUCUUCAAGAACCUGCACUUCAGGUAAGACACUGGCUCAGUGCUCCUCUUCCUCCUCAAAUACUUAAUUUUAUACUCCAACAGAUUAUGCUGCAUUUACAGGCUGUAAAGCAGCCUGGUCUCAUAGACUAGACAUAGUAAAUGUAAAUCCAGGACACUCUAAUUAGUAUGAUAGGUUAAUUUUAUUUAAUAUGCCAUUUAGCAGACGCUUUUAUCCAAAGCGACUUACAGUCAUGCGUGCAUACAUUUUUGUGUAUGGGUGGUCCCGGGGAUCGAACCCACUACCCUGGGGUUACAAGCGCUGUGCUCUACCAGCUGAGCUACAGAGGACCACGUUUGGUAUGGUUUGCAUAACACAGAUGGUUACUUAAGGCAAAAACAAAAGUAUAACGUGAAUGUCUAGCAAUUCAAAGGUUGCAAGUUCGAAUCUCAUCACGGACAACAUUCGCAUGUUAGCUACAGUGGCUUGCGAAAGUAUUCACCCCACUUGGCAUUUUUCCUAUUUUGUUGCCUUACAACCUGGAAUUAAAAUUGAAUUUUGGGGGUUUGUAUCAUUUGAUUUACACAACAUGCCUACCACUUUGAAGAUGCAAAAUAUUUGUUAUUGUGAAACAAACAAGAAAUAAGACAAAAAAACAGAAAACCUGAGCGUGCAUAACUAUUCACCCCCCCCAAAGUCAAUACUUUGUAGAGCCACCUUUUGCAGCAAUUACAGCUGCAAGUCUCUUGGAGUAUGUCUCUAUAAGUGUGGCACAUCUAGCCUCUGGGACUUUUGCCCAUUCUUCAAGGCAAAACUGCUCCAGCUCCUUCAGGUUGGAUGUGUUCCGCUGCUGUACAGCAAACUUUAAGUCAUACCACAGAUUCUCAAUUGGAUUGAGGUCUGGGCUUUGACUAGGCCAUUCCAAGGCAUUUAAAUGUUUUCCCUUAAACCACUCGAGUGUUGCUUUAGCGGUAUGCUUAGGGUCAUUGUCCUGCUGGAAGGUGAACCUCCGUCCCAGUCUCAGAUCUCUGGAAGACUGAAAGGUUUCCCUCAAGAAUUUCCCUGUAUUUAGCGCCAUCCAUCAUUCCUUCAAUUCUGACCAGUUUCCCAGUCCCUGCCGAUGAAAAACAUCCCCACAGCAUGAUGCUGCCACCACCAUGUUUCACUGUGGGGAUGGUGUUCUCAUGGUGAUGAGAGGUGUUGGGUUUUCGCCAGACAUAAUGUUUUCCUUGAUGGCCAAAAAGCUCAAUUUGAGUCUAAUCUGACCAGAGUACCUUCUUCCAUAUGUUUGGGGAGUCUCCCACAUGCAUUUUGGCGAACACCAAACGUUUUUGAUUAUUUAUUUCUUUAAGCAAUGGCUUUUUUCUGGCCACUCUUCUGUAAAGGCCAGCUCUGUGGAGUGUACGGCUUAAAGUGGUCCUAUGGACAGAUACUCCAAUCUCCGCUGUGGAGCUUUGCAGCUACCUCAGGGUUAUCUUUGGUGUCUUUGUUGCCUCUCUGAUUAAUGCCCUCCUUGCUUGGCCGUGAGUUUUGGUGGGCGGCCCUCUCUUGGCAGGUUUGUUGUGGUCCCAUAUUCUUUCAAUUUUUUAAUAAUGGAUUUAAUGGUGCUCCGUGGGAUGUUCAAAGUUUCUGAUAUUUUUUUAUAACCCAACCCUGAUCUGUACUUCUCCACAACUUUGUCCCUGACCUGUUUGGAGAACUCCUUGGUCUUCAUGGUGCUGCUUGCUUGGUGGUGCCCCUUGCUUAGUGGUGUUGCAGACUGGGGCCUUUCAGAACACUUUCAGAACAGGUGUAUAUAUACUGAGAUCAUGUGACAGAUCAUGUGACACUUAGAUUGCACACAGGUGGACUUUAUUUAACUAAUUAUGUGACUAUUAUGGUAAUUGGUUGCACCAGAUCUUAUUUAGGGGCUUCAUAGCAAAGGGGGUGAAUAGAUAUGCACGCACCACUUUUCCAUUAUUAUUUCUUUUCAUUUUUUUUUUUUCAUUCCACUUCGUGUAUGUCCAUUACAUGAAAUCCAGAUAAAAAUCCAUUUAAAUUACAGUUUGAAAUGCAACAAAAUAGGAAAAACGCCAAGGGGGAUGAAUACUUUUGCAAGGCACUGUAAUUAGCAACUUUUCAACUACUUGCUACUUUUGAGCUACUUUGCAACUACUUAGCAUGUUAGCUAACCCUUCCCCUAACCUUAACCCUUUUAGCUAACCCUUCCCCUAACCCUUUAACCUAACUCCUGAACUUAACCCUAACCUUAAACCUAACCUAACCCUAAAGCCAGCUAGCUAACAUUACCCACCUAGCUAGAAUUCGUAACAUAUCAUACGUUUAGCAAAUUCAUAACAUAUUGUACAUUUUGCAAAUUCGUAACAUAUUUUACAUUUGCAAAUUCGGAACAUAUAAUAUGAAUUUUAAUUCGUAAUAUAUCAUACGAAAUGGGUGAUGGACAUCCACAAAUUAAUACAUACCAUACGAAACGCAACAUAUCAUACUACAUUUACGUACAGAAUCAUACGAAAUGCUCUGAGACCAGGUUUUGUAAAGGGUAUUCUUCUGUAACAACAGUAUGUGUGCUUAAAUGGUGAUUAUGAUCUGUCAUACAUGGAUUUUACCCAAGAUUAAUGGGUUUCUUCAUUAUUGUACCAUGGCCAUUAACAUUUUCUUUUUUUAAUGAAUGUGCACUGGGAUCAGCACAGAGCGCUGGGAGAAAAGGAGCUGUGACUGAAUCUACAUUUAAAUUAUAAACUCUAGUUAAUUACUCUAGAACUGCAAAUCUGAAGACAUACUAUUUAAGCUUAAAUCAUUAAGUAUUAUCUGGAUAUUUUGUGGUAUUUAAUGCGCUGUAAAAUCUAGUGCUACCAAUUCAUUAUAUUACUCAUAAUUUUUUUAAAGUGGGAUGUACAUUGAAAAAGCGGGAUGUGCAAUAAAAAUCCCCAAUACACCUUGUUUAGCUUGGUUUAACAAAACAGAGGGCUUGUAUUUUUCCUCUGCUCCUCACACAGCGGCCUGCCUGCCUGCCUGCCUGCUAGCACAAAGCAGCUCUUUGUUCAUCUCCUUCUCUGACUCAGUCAGCUGAUUGAGAACAAAAAAUACAUGAUGAAAAUAAUGUGUUAAGUGGUCCAAUACAGCCGUUUUUAUCUCAAUAUUAAAUCAUUUCUGGGUAACAAUUAAGUACCUUACUAUCAUUGUUUUCAAUCAAAAUGGUCGAAAAUAAACAAAAAUAGCUUCUUAGCAAAGUGCAAUUUCUCUAGCAAUAAUGUUGCUUGGACUUUCUGGGAGUGGUCUGAGUGGGGAGGGGAAACUGAAAACUAGCUGUUAUUGGCAGAGAGGUUUGGAACUCUCUUAUUGGUCUAUUAACUAAUUUACUGCGUGGUGAUGUCAACAGGCAGGCCAAAAUCCAUCCUGCCAAAACAGGCUGAAAUUUCAGGCGGUCUUUUCAAACAACUCUUACACUAAAAUGGCAUUAUCAUCACUUUCACAAUUUCACAGAAUUAUUCCAACCUCAUAGUGUGGAAAUAUAUACAGUGAGGGAAAAAAAGUAUUUGAUCCCCUACUGAUUUUGUACGUUUGCCCACUGACAAAGAAAUCAUCAGUCUAUAAUUUUAAUGGUAGAUUUAUUUGAACAGUGAGAGACAGAAUAACAACAAAAAAUCCAGAAAAACACAUGUCAAAAAUGUUAUAAAUUGAUUUGCAUUUUAAUGAGGGAAAUAAGUAUUUGACCCCUCUGCAAAACAUGACUUAGUACUUGGUGGCAAAACCCUUGUUGGCAAUCACAGAGGUCAGACGUUUUCUUGUUGUUGGCCACCAUGUUUGCACACAUCUCAGGAGGGAUUUUGUCCCACUCCUCUUUGCAGAUCUUCUCCAAGUCAUUAAGGUUUUGAGGCUGACGUUUGGCAACUCGAACCUUCAGCUCCCUCCACAGUUUUCUAUGGGAUUAAGGUCUGGAGACUGGCUAUUCCAGGACCUUAAUGUGCUUCUUCUUGAGCCACUCCUUUGUUGCCUUGGCCAUGUGUUUUGGGUCAUUGUCAUGCUGGAAUACCCAUCCACCACCCAUUUUCAAUGCCCUGGCUGAGGGAAGGAGGUUCUCACCCAAGAUUUGACGGUACAUGGCCCGUCCAUCGUCCCUUUGAUGCGGUGAAGUUGUCCUGUCCCUUUAGCAGAAAACACCCCCAAAGAAUAAUGUUUCCACCUCCAUGUUUGACGGUGGGGAUGGUGUUCUUGGUGUCAUAGGCAGCAUUCCUCCUCCUCCAAACACGUCGAGUUGAGUUGAUGCCAAAGAGCUUGAUUUUGGUCUCAUCUGACCUCAACACUUUCACCCAGUUCUCCUCUGAAUCAUUCAGAUGUUCAUUGGCAAACUUCAGACGGGCCUGUAUAUGUGCUUUCUUGAGCAGGGGGACCUUGCGGGCGCUGCAGGAUUUCAGUCCUUCACGGCGUAGUGUGUUACCAAUUGUUUUCUUGGUGACUAUGGUCCCAGCUGCCUUGAGAUCAUUGACAAGAUCCUCCCGUGUAGUUCUGGGCUGAUUCCUCACCGUUCUCAUGAUCAUUGCAACUCCACGAGGUGAGAUCUUACAUGGAGCCCCAGGUCGAGGGAGAUUUACAUUUAUUUUGUGUUUCUUCCAUUUGCGAAUAAUCACACCAACUGUUGUCACCUUCUCACCAAGCUGCUUGGCGAUGGUCUUGUAGCCCAUUCCAGCCUUGUGUAGGUCUACAAUCUUGUCCCUGACAUCCUUGGAGAGCUCUUUGGUCUUGGCCAUGGUGGAGAGUUUGGAAUCUGAUUGAUUGAUUGCUUCUGUGGACAGGUGUCUUUUAUACAGGUAACAAACUGAGAUUAGGAGCACUCCCUUUAAGAGUGUGCUCCUAAUCUCGGCUCGUUACCUGUAUAAAAGACACCUGGGAGCCAGAAAUCUUUCUGAUUGAGAGGGGGUCAAAUACUUAUUUCCCUCAUUAAAAUGCAAAUCAAUUUAUAACAUUUUUGACAUGCGUUUUUCUGGAUUUGUUUGUUGUUAUUCUGUCUCUCACUGUUCAAAUAAACCUACCAUUAAAAUUAUAGACUGAUCAUUUCUUUGUCAGUGGGCAAACUUACAAAAUCAGCAAGGGGAUCAAAUACUUUUUUCCCUCACUGUAAUAUAUAUAUAUAUAUAUAUAUAUAUAUAUAUAUAUAUAUAUAUAACACAGGAAAAUCACGUUUUUGACUACACUGGGCCUUUAAUUUAAUAUGUAGAAAACAGUGGUGUGCAGCGAGAGGCUGCAGGACUGUCAGGCUGUGAUGUUCCAUUCAUUCCUGAUCCUAAAACUUGCUCUCUGACAGGCUUUUUGUAAGGGCUAACGUAGUAUUCUGGUACUGAAGAAUGUUCUAGUCUAGUGGUACUGGACUGUUGUCCUUUCCCAGACCUGUUCCAGUAAUCCUAGCAGUUCUGGGUGUGCCCUGCCCCUGACCUGAAAUGCUGUAUCUACAGUAGUACAGAGACCUCUACAGCCUUCUGUUAGCUGGCCUGUGGCAGCAAACCCUUUGAAAUCCAAUGUUCUUCAGAUGUAGGGAGGGGUUGAAAAUCUGUGCAUGAGCCUAACCUCAAUGGUAAUAUUACAGUAGCUAUGGUACUCAGAAACUAUGUGGGAGCAAUUUCAAAAUUAAUAGAGAUAAUUCCAUACCAAUGUGUUUUUGCUAUGUCAGACUGACUGUAUGUGGUAGAUAUUGUACUGACACUGUAUACUUUAUACUACAGUAUGUGAUCCUCUGAGUGGUUGCUUUUUGUUUUUCUGUGCACGUGUAAUGGAUGGUGUGUGUUCCAUAGGCUGUUUGAUGUGGGAGGUCAGAGGUCGGAGAGGAAGAAAUGGAUCCACUGCUUUGAGGACGUGACAGCCAUUAUCUUCUGUGUGGCACUGAGUGGGUACGACCAGGUGCUGCAUGAAGACGAGACCACGGUGAGUCUCACACACACACACGCACACAUACCCUUAAUUCAUUGUGUCCAUAUCUCCAUAAAUCACUCUACAAUGCAGCACAUUAAAUUCCAUUUAAUAUGAGUCAUGUAUGUGUCCUUUGUUGAGUACCUCAACAUAAUGAACAACAGAUUCCUACACCGGGGCUAUGUACACAUCCAGUGGCUAUCGCAGUUUUGUGAGCCCCCCCUCCCUCCCCCUGCAAGGUCCGAGCAAUGUCCCCCCCACAGUAGAAAAACUUAUUUUUUUAUGAAAACAGCUAACUUCUUGCAGUUCUACACAUUUUGCUAGGACUGUCUGGGAGUGGUCUGAGUGGGAAAGGGAAAACUGAAAACUGGCUGUUAUUGGCAGAGAGGUUUGGAACUCUCUUUCUUAUUGGUCUAUUAACUAAUUUACCAUCUGGUGAUGUCAACAGGCAGCUCAAAACUCCAUCCCACUAAAACAGGCUGGAAUUUCAGGCUGUCUUUUCAAACAGCUCUUACACUAAAAUGGCAUUGCUGGGGCUGCAGGGAGGUGUGGUAUGCCAGUGUACACAUCACUGGUUUCCUGCUACUCAUGUUGAAAUUAAGGGUUCACAAUUACCAUUACGAGGCCUUUUAUCUAUGGAUCCUCAGGUUUAGCUUUGUUAUGAAACACAUUGCUAAUAUACAGUAGCUUACAUUUAUUUGACCGUUUACAUGCAAGUGUAGAUUCAUUUUGGAUUUGUUUUUUGAUAAGCAAAAAUAUGUGAGAAGCUUUACAUAACACAACAUUAGAUUAGACCACAUAGUUACUGUAUUCCUCUCUAUGCAAACACAGCAGUCACACUUCCCAUCUGGUUCCACCCAGUACUCCACCCAACCUCUGGUUGUAUCAGCUGGUGUUAGUGCCAAGGCAAAUUAGUUGAUUUCCAUACAGUUGCUUAGUUAGUGAGCGUCCCUGAGCACCCCCAUGGCCAAUGGCAGUGCGUGAACAGUGUUUUCUGGGGCCUAUAUGUGUGAUAUACAACUCUAACAUCCAGUAUAAUCUCUCCCAGGCCAAGUCCUGUUUAAAAGCCUCAUCACAUUUCUGCUACUGCCAUUUCCAAAAGCAGCUGGGUUUAUUUUUGAAAUAUUUCUAUAGUUCAGGAUAAUCCUAUUUGAAACAAAAUGUAUCAGAAUAGAAGACAAUUCCCUUAAUUCAGUACAGACUGUAUUUCCAUUCAUGUGAUUAACAGACAUGAUAAACUGAAAAAGGAAGGAACAAUGGCUCUAUUGAACUAUGCUUCUAACAGGUUGACGGGCUCCUAAAUCGAAGUCAUAUUUGUUUACUCCUGGACUCCUAUGCACAUGCCCGCAUGCGUGUAUCAGCACGUACACGUACACACACACACAUUUACAUUAAUUUCUCACUCCCUCUAUCUGGCUUCCUUUCCCUGUUUUUCACCUUCAUGCAAGUACUGGCACCCACUCAAAGACGUGCACAGCAGGGCAUCGAAAAAAUGUUUCUACAGCAAUUCUGUUUAAUAAUUGUAACUGCAAGGUUUGGUUUGGGUCCUUCCUGCCUGCUCUACAGUUUCCUCCUUUCAUCGUUGGGGGGAGUGUGUGUGCGUGCUGGCACGUGCGUGCUUGUGUGCGUGUGUGCGUGCAUUUGACCGUGUGUGCGUUGCUGCUUGUGCGAGCGUGCAUGUGUGUGUGUUUAAGAGGGGGGAGAUGAGUUGGGCCCUUGUGCAUGUCCAUCUCUGCUCCACUGAGCCCCCCGACCCCCCAGCAGCUCUCGUCUCUCCUUCAACGUCUUCUCGUCUCAGCUCCUCUCCUGUCAUCUCUCGCCAUCGGCUGUCCUCUCUAACCAAUCGCCAAAUGCUAAAAACCCACCUGGUUCCACAGAGGGCCCUCCCACCAAACAUGUGUACAGGUAUGAAACCUUAAACAAGGACAAAGAGUCCAAAAUCAUCUGGAAAGAGUUAAAAGCAGCACUCCUUCUGGUUGUGAUGUGAUUCUGUGUGUACAUAGUAUGUAUGUAUCUGUGUGUAUUUACAUGUGAGUGCCUGGGACUUGCACUGUGAGGAUGAUAUGACACUGUCUGUACUGUAGUAUGUGUUGCCUUGUUCUCAGAGUCUUACUUGUCAGAGGCUUAUUCAACUGAUGAGAUAAAUGCUAAACUAUGGUCAUUAGUUUUCCUAUCUCUUCUCUUUCUCUCUCUUACAUUUUCAAAGAAUUGCUAACACUACAAGAAUACCAGUCUCUGUGACUCUCAUCUUGUGUUCUAUCAACAGAUUAUGAUUGGCUCUUUCCUCUGCUCUAUUUAAACUGAUUGGGCUAUGCGAGCCCUCUCUGCUGCUCUAAGUGGAAUGUGAUUGGCUGUAAAGGAGCAGUCGUGACUGUGUUCUCUCUGUGUCUUUUCCACUGUUAUUGAGAACAAGGCAACAAUUUACUCACACCAGAGAGAGUGUCUGCUUCCAACUCUACAAACACCCUGGUGAAAUUACAUAUAAAUUGUCUAGAAAUGUAUUUGCAUGCCCUCCCAUCCCUGUUCUAGAGAGAAGCACACAGGGUUUGUCCUAGACCAAGGCUACGUACCUAAUAACAUUGUGCAUGAACUUGGCUACCCUCCCAGGAUGCUGCAUACUUGUCAUACUUAACAUAUUACCAUGACACUGUGGCAAACAGGAACACUUUAUUUAAUUUUUUAUUUUAGAAUGUUCUUGGAUCUCGGGGGAAGUGGCUCACAUACAGUUAACUCCUGGAAGGAGCAUUUAAAGUUUAGUUUCUGUUCUGCUUUGUAGUUUCCUUUCUUCACUUGUUUCCCUUAUUUUAUGUGUGUGUUUGUGUGUACGCGUGUCUGUGCAUGCGUGUGUGUGCAUGUGUGUAUGUGCGUGUGACGUAGUUAGAAAUAGAGCCACACAGCAGACUGACUGACGUUGUUUUCUCUACCCACAGAACCGCAUGCAUGAGUCUAUGAAGCUGUUCGACAGCAUCUGUAACAACAAAUGGUUCACAGACACCUCCAUCAUUCUCUUUCUCAACAAGAAGGACAUAUUCGAGCAGAAAAUUAAGAAAUCUCCCCUUAGUAUCUGCUUCCCGGAGUACACAGGUAAUUGAUGAAGAGUGGAGGCUAUUGAGCUAGGAGAAAAGAGGGGGAUGGAGUAGCAGCAGGAAGGACAACUAGAAGAAGGGAUAGUGUGGUAUUGAGGGAUAACGUGUAGAAAGGCUUGAAGAGGGAUGAUUAGCUUUCGGAAUCAGAACAGGAGAAAAGGAUUCUGUCUUUUUAUUCUCUUCUCAUUUACUCAUCCCUUACCUGGCAUGACUCCAUGUUAUCAUCUUAGGGCUUAUAGAGCAGAGCAGCCAAGGAGUCUGGGUAGCCUGCUGUACUCACUGUGUAAACCAAGGCCUCCCUCCACAGUUACAGGAUAAUCAAGCCACUUAGACAAGCACUAGGUUUUACAUUGGGUGUGUAAUAUUUAAAUAAAACAUAUUGUUUUGUGUCCAUUCUUGCCCUUAUAUCCUUUUUUUUGUUUUGUCUGCUUUUCUUCCCCUUUUAUUUUCAUCUUUCUACUUCUUCUUUCUUUUAUUAACCAACUUUCUUUCCACAUCCUGGCUCGCUUGUCUUGGGCCAUAUAUUUUCUCCAUUUCCUUUUUCUCCUGCUUUUUCACACCUUUCUGCAGGCACGGACACCUUCAUGGAGGCGGUGCACCACAUACAGUCUCAGUACGAGAGCAAGAACAAGUCCCUCCAAAAGGAAGUGUAUGCCCACAUCACCUGUGCCACCGACACCAACAACAUCCAGUUUGUGUUUGACGCUGUCACCGACGUCAUCAUCGCCAACAACCUUCGUGGUUGUGGCCUGUAUUAACCCAGAGGAAAGACCCAGUGUGUCCCUGGAUAGACCUUUCUCCUCCACUUUUCCCUGUCUUUUAUUAGCCCAAUCUCACCCACAUAUAAAAUGAAUUUACCUUUUAGAUUUGUUAUAUAAUAAAACAUUUUAAUUCAGUUGUAUAAAGAGAGACAGCUGUAUUUUAUGCCUCAGGCAUUGCACAUCACAAGGAGAAGUGAAAGACGGGAAAAAGAGAGGACUCUUGAAUGGAACAAUUAGUUUAGUGUGAUAAAGAAUAUACAUUGACAAUCACUCACCUGCAAAUGUAAUCCAAUCUAGACAUACAUUGUAAAUCACAUUUUCAAAGCAAGGAUGCAGAUAUUAAAUACAUGCAUUUGAUACAAAAGUCAUGUUAGUGGUAGAUUAUUUCUCUAUGUUUGGCAAUAUGCUGCAUUGAUUUACUAAAACACUUAGGCAGUCAUUACUGUUGUGUAACAUUGUGUAACUGGAAUAGGGUCACCACCAUAAACAAUAAUCUACAGUUUACAAGGAAAACUGCUCAUCCUUACCAACAAAGUAUCUCUUGUAAUUUGUCAUUUUGCUUAUUGAGUAGUAGUCAUCUGAUAUGAGAGGAAUUUGUGCCUUGACCGUUUUGUGAAACACUUUGAAGUGGGAAUUGGAGUUGAAGAGUUGGAGAUGUUUUAGUGGCUAGUGGAAGAUGGUACCGUGUAAAUAAUGUCAACUUCUGGAUUUUUUGGUUGAAAUAUAAUUUGUUGUUCCGCUUAUGUCAUGUGGGUUCUAAGAUUUUAGUAUUGGAAGGCUUUUUUUGGCUAUUGUUGCUACAAGUCCAAUAUUUGUAAGAUUCAAUGAUUGGGUGUGAAAUGUGUAAGAUUUGAAAGUACAGCCAAAUAUGUUUUGAGCCCUUUACACUGCAGUGGCCUCACUAAAGGGUACAUUUACCCAAACCGUACAGUGUAUUUGUGUAACUAAUUGAGCCCAUUUAUAAUGGAAAUUGGUAGCAGUGGUAAUCUUCAUAAAAGUCACUGCCUGGAGUUGAGUUAGAGCUGUAGAAAUAUCCCCCUGUCAUAAUUAGUCCAGAUGUUCUUGUUGUGGUUUAGGUGCCUCGGCAGUCUUAAUCUAGCACUGGGUGUUGUUUGACUUAAAUUGAUGGUGAUUGGCCUGGCUAUGUCAGUAACUACUUUACCUUACCGGUGCCAAUGCUAAGUAGCAGGAAGUAUUUAAUAUGUGUGUGAGGUCAGAUAAGUUAGUAUCUGUUUGGGGUAUACUGUAAGAGAGAGUGUGUGUAGGAUGAGGUUAUCCAGGAAACAGCUGUUAAAUUCCUCAUUACACGGACCCUCAGGGAGGACACCAAAUGUCACAACACCCUCCCUGUCAUUUGCCAGAUAAUGCCAAACCACUCCAAGAAGGGGCAAAACCUGUUUGUUUCUUGCCAAAUAAAACGCAGCUUCCUGAGGUUUGAUACCGUCCUCCUCUUUUAGCUGUGCUCUUGUCAUGGCUGUAGGAAGCUCUCUUAGAAAUCACUCAUUUGUCACACCCAUGCAGGUGCCGGAUGAGUGGGGGUAGGCCAGAUGUUUCCAUGACGAUCGUUCUCAGCACCACGCCUGCCUUAGCUGGCAGCUACAGCCUCUUGUGUGUCAGGUGACUGAUAGCCACUGCAUUGAUUCUAUGGGCUCUGUAAAAUAUUUGUUGACUGUACUACAGUACACUAAAACACCAUUGCAGUAAGUUACUGUGUUGCUUCGGUAGGUGCACAGCAGGAGGCAAAGGCUGUGCCAGCCCUCAGGCCAGUUAGUGCUCCACAACAUGGCAAGGUCUCUGAGUUCUCAUGAGCAGAAUAAAUCUCAUUCUGUGCCAAAUCUGUUGAGACAGUGUUUGUGUGCCACAUUUUACAUUUUAUGAUGAAUAAGAAGCUUGUCCAUGCUGCGUUGUCGCAGCUGGAGUUAUCUCUUCUAUACCAGAGGCUAAACUAAGACGGAAGCCAUCAGAAGUCUAGUGUAUGUCCCAGAGCACCCACCCAGACAGUCUCUCCCUGCUCAUCUUAUAGCCUGGCCUUAAACCUGACUGAUGGCCUAUAAAGCCUGUGUCUUUGGUCCAGGGAAUGAAGGGUAAUCAUUUCAGGGAACGGCAGGCAGAGAGAAGGCUGGGUAAUAGAGUUUAUAUCCACAGCAGUGAAGCUGAUGGAUAAUGGAGUCUUAGGGCCAAGGUAAAGAGACAGAUUGGUAAUUGAGUCUGUCUGGUGGAGCGAAAUGGAUGGGAGGGACAAUAUGUGGCCCUGAGUAAACUGGAUCUCAGGUCUAGUGGGUACCAAAAUAGGGAGAGAGAAACAGCAGUGGAGAUGAUAUACAGUAGUGUGGUCUCCUGAUGUAAUAGAGAUUAGUUUACCACAUCUGCCUUGGUGAAAGCGGAGAUGGUUCAUGUGAUGUACAGAAGCUGUCUGGAGCUGUAAUACAGUUGAUUAGCUGUCGGCCUCUCCCAGUACCCAGUGUGUCAGUCCCAGUCAAACAUACACACGCACACCCACGCGCAAACACACACACGCACGCGCACACACAUACACACACACAGAGGAGCUCCCUAUCACAGCAGGCAAAACACACCAAUAUUUCAACUGCAGCCAUAAAUAAUAAAACAGUUGGCACAACAAUAGAACUUUGAAAAGCAGAAUUCUUAAAUCCUCUUUCGACUUUCCCUGAAUGCAUUUCACCCUGUGUUACACAAAGACUGCCUCUGCAUCAGCAUGGGAGGAAUACAUUAGAGACUAUUCUCUGGAGCUUACCACAACCCCUAUGAGGAAAUGCAAUUGUUGUUCAUUUGAAAAUGCAGUGUCCGUCCGAACCAUACCAAGCAACCAACCUACAAGCAGCACUAGGAUGCUGACAGUACAGUACGUCAUGGUAUGAUUGAGUGCCUGUUUUCUAGUAGGUGUUGUUUGUGUCUCACUGAUGUAAUUGUUUGCUCAUUCGUCUCUUUCACUGUUAUGAUUAUUUAUUGAAGGGUGUAUUUAUAUGAAGGAAAUAAUAAAGCACCACAUGAAACUCUGUCUGACCCUCCCUCGCUUUCUCUCUCUCUCUCCCAGGCCAAGUGCCUGCUUCUUUAUGACUCAUGGCACUCUCUCUGCAUCAUGUUUACCCUGGAAAAGGGCAUUAUUUAAAUAGAGGUCAUGGGCUUGAUUCAAGUUGGAUGAUGAUCAAGUUUGUGUAUGCUCUGUGCAGUGAGUGCUUAGCUCUCUCUCUCUCGCUCGCUCUCGCUCUCUCUCGCUCGCGCGUGCUCUCUCUCUCUGUCUUCCCUUGCCCAAUGGGAAUGCUACUGAACUACUUAUGAUCGUGUCACUGCCUGCAGUACAGAGCCCAGGGGACUAUGAGAAACAAACUACUGCCCGUUGCACAGCACACUCACACACAGUAACACACACUUUACACUAACACACAAUGCUUCUCUCAGUACCACACCACACACUCUUACAGACACACAAUAUUUCACUAUGUCUCUCCAUCCUCUUUCUCUAUCUCUCUCUUUAUUAAUGUUGAUGAGAACUGUGAAGGAAUGAUUGGUCUGGUCUCUCUCUCUCCCCUGCCCCCUGUCUAUCACCUGAGUCAUUGUCAGACACACAUACACUGAGCACAGCAGCAGCUGCUAGCUGUCUCCUAUAAACAUCUCAUGUCUGAUUCUAACCAUUCAAUGUUCUUUAUCACAGAGCUCAAUUGUUCAGAUUGGUUCAACAAAGUUUCAUUAUAAACCCUUUCUUCUCCUACUUAGCAGUCUGUCCUGUCCAAGUGCUUUGGGAGGCUAACUCUCUCUACUGUCCUCAAGUCAUGAAGCUUGGUUCAACUAUUCCUGCUUGGUUUUUAUUGCUCUGAUGCUAACCUUUCCACAUGAUCUGUUUCUCUCUCCCUCCCUACCUCUCUUCCUCCUCUCUCUCUUCCUCCUCCCUCUGCUUCUGUCCUCCUUUCUCUCUUCCUCCUUUUUCUCUCCACUGCAGAAUCGCAUGCACGAGUCUCUUAUGCUGUUCGAUUCCAUCUGUAACAACAAAUUCUUCAUUGACACUUCCAUCAUUCUCUUCCUCAACAAGAAAGAUCUGUUUGCCGAAAAGAUCAAGAAAUCUGCCUUGAGUAUCUGUUUCCCUGAGUAUACCGGUAAGAUUUGGACUUUAAUGGACACUUUGGUACCUUUGUAAAUGUCAGAAUUGGCCAAAACAUAUCUGCUAGCUGAAACCUUGCAGUUGAGUCUGCAAAAAUCCACCUAGGUCUUGACUAUGUGAUCUUAAAAUGAGUUGACAUUGUGGAAUAUACAACCAGAGGGGAAUACAAAUAUUUUGUUUCUCUAACCCCCCCCCCCCCCCCCCCACCCCUUCCCCUCUCCCUUCCCUGUCUGACAAGGUGAGAUGGUCACCCAUAGCCUGAGAGAGAAUAAAAGCAGAGCCACGCUUGAGCAGUCAUGGAGAAGGGAUGGCCAGUGAGGGCUGUCUCCGUCCCUAUCUGCUCAGGCAGACAGACAGACACCAUACCCUUUCCUUUCCCUGCUUAGAGAGCCGCAGGGGACACUUUCAUUUUUUAAAUUUAGCCUUUAUUUAUCCAGGCGAGUCAAUUAGGAACAAAUUCUUAUUUACAAUGACGGGCUGGCCAGUGACGACUGGGAAAUGCGGUGCAAUAAUAAUUAAUAAAUAAACACUGCAGAAGUGAACAUUAUUCUGCUGCCUUCCACAUCUGACACACAAAGCUAUGCCAAUGUGACUGUUGUAUCCUCAUGGUAACUAAAGUCACAUGGAUUCUCUCAAUAGAGUAUUGUGAUUUUUGAAAUAGAGCUAACUACAGAUGUAAGAUCUUAAUUUGAUCACCCUGAUGCAGGAGAACUUUCCUGCAAUGCAGGAAAUAAAAAAUGUGUGUAUUUGAGGUUUAAAAAGGCUUCUGAAGUUUGUAAUUAACACUCUGAAAUUUCAGACUUGAUUUUCCCUUAGGAAAAAUGUAUCACUCCCUACAAAAAUGUCCAUUAAUUAUAAUCCACAUAAUUCACAUUUCCUGUUGCUGCAGGAUUCUCUUCCUGCUGUAGCAAACUGGCUCAUAUUGAAUGGAAUGAAUUCAGGCCCUAAAUGCUCUCUUCAGCUCUUAGUUCUUACUCUUUCACUGUUACCUUUCUCUCCUGUCUUUCCUCCUUUCUCCCUCUUUCUUUUCCUCUCUUUUCCUCUCUCCAUAACCUCCAUUACAGGUUCUAACACCUAUGAUGAUGCAGCUGCCUACAUCCAAGCACAAUUUGAGAGCAAGAACCGCUCGCCCAAUAAGGAGAUCUACUGUCACCUGACGUGUGCCACGGAUACAGGGAACAUCCAGGUGGUGUUUGACGCCGUCACUGACAUCAUCAUCGCCAACAACCUGCGAGGAUGUGGCUUGUACUGAGCCCUGACUGCCCCCUCGCCUCACCUCUGGAAAUGAUUCUAAUUGAAAAUGCAACUUGGUAAAUAAUAAUGAUAAUAAUAAAAUAGGCAUACGUAUAUAUAUAUAUAAAUAUAU